AUGUGGUGCCAUUUGUUUAUCCAAAUUUUCACGGGAGCUGCUCGCACUUGGUUUGACAGCCUCCCACCAGGAAAGAUCAAGUUAUGGGUUGAUUUUAGAACACAGUUUGUGAACCACUUCAGUCAACAGAGACGUUACCAGCGCGACACAGCUGAGGUAACGGACAUUUGGCGCAGAGAGAACGAAGGUUUAGAAGAUUUCAUCACUCGCUUUAACAAAGAAUGUUUAGAAAUUGGCGGUGUAAGCGAGCAACUCAUGCGCGCUCACUUCAAGAAAGCCAUUCGCUGUGAUAGCCUUAUCUGGACUAUCACACGAAAAGAUGGAAUGCCCAAAGAGUGGGAUAAGCUCAUGGAAGCCGCAAAGAUAGUCGCGCAGACUGAAGAGUCACUGGCUGGCAACAAAAACUCUUAUACUGAGGAUCGAUUUUCUAAGGGAGGCUCGCGCGAUAACAGCAGACGAAACAAAGGCAGAAACCCUGGGUGGAAAGCCAAUCACUCCAGCGGUUAUGACGAGCGACCUCGUUAUGAAGAACGAUCUCGCUACAAGGAAGACACGCAAGACACUAUCGAUCGCAUUGGGUACAGGAAGACAGUCAGGAAUGAGAAUCGAGAAAAGCACUGGAAUUCGCUCAUAAAGACACCUAAAGAGGUGCUCAUGACGGAGAACCACGAUUUCAAGGCGCCAAGGCCUAUGACCAACAAGAAGGGGCAAGACCCCAACCUGUACUGUGACUUCCAUAAUGAUACAGGCCAUCUAACAGAUGUCUGUAUCAGCUUGAGACAAGAAAUUGAGAAAGAUUUGAAAAGUGGGAAACUGGGUCAUCUAGUAAAGAACGUGCGCAAAGAGACACGUCAGAUUCAGCGCAACGAUGAUGGAAGAGACAAAAAAGUCAGACGCCUGCAAACACAUAUGGUCAAUGGACCAAGAUAUAGCGCGAGAGAUAAAGGCAAGCGACCUUUCGAACCAGCAUGGCAAGAGCAACAGGUUAUCUUCCCGGUAGUGCGCGGGGGUCCACGCGCAACGCGCCCCGUCAUCAUUACCGGCAUUAUCGGCCAUUACGAGACUGAAUACGUAUUCGUUGACCCAGGAAGUACAGCAGAUAUCAUCUAUGAGCAAUGCUUUAAUCAAUUCGACGAUGAAGAUAAAGCAAGACUUGAGCCAGUCGAUUACCCUUUGUCAGGAUUCUGCAAUGAGAUGGUCUUCCCACUAGGCCAAAUCAGCUUCCCCCUCACGCUUUCUGACGGGAAGCACUCAAGAACAACAAUGGUCAACUUCAUGGUAAUGCCUGUCAAAUCAAGGCAUGAUGUUUUGAUUGGAAGAGAAACCCAAGGAGAGCUUAACAUGGUUCAAAUGAAACUCGAAGAUGAAGACAAGACAGCUUUCAGAACCGAUCUCGGCAUCUUCUGUUAUACAAAAAUGUCGUUCGGUCUUAAGAAUGCCGGCGCGACAUACCAGCGCUUGAUGGAUAAAAUCUUCGCUGAUGAUAUUGGAAAACACAUCGAAGUCUACAUCGAUGAUCUGGUAAUCAAGAGUCCUGAAGAGGACCAAAUGCUAAAAGAUAUUGAGAAAACGUUCAACUCGUUGAGAGGGUGA
Molecule: messenger RNA, 1593 nt
Organism: Helianthus annuus (common sunflower)
Lineage: Eukaryota; Viridiplantae; Streptophyta; Magnoliopsida; Asterales; Asteraceae
Exons: 2
Coding region: 1-1593 (530 amino acids)
Source: RefSeq, a predicted model, not a curated record